Molecule: messenger RNA, 2163 nt
Organism: Colletotrichum chrysophilum
Lineage: Eukaryota; Fungi; Ascomycota; Sordariomycetes; Glomerellales; Glomerellaceae
Gene: SNF1
Product: ATP-binding protein
Exons: 4
Coding region: 1-2163 (720 amino acids)
Biological process (GO): protein phosphorylation; intracellular signal transduction
Cellular component (GO): cytoplasm
Molecular function (GO): protein serine/threonine kinase activity; ATP binding
Source: RefSeq, a predicted model, not a curated record
AUGGCUUCCGGCUUCGACGAGGAGGAGCUCCAUAUCAGCCUCUCGCCCUCCCAGAUCCGUCGACGCUCCCAGCAGCACGGUGCCGCCGCUGGUGCCGCCGCCGCCGCCGCCGCCGGAGCUCACGACCACCUUCAACCACCCGACGCCCUCAAUAUGGCUCCUCCGAUCGAUACCACCGCCCCGCUGCGGGACAAGAUUAAGACGGAGCAGCGUAUCGGCGCCUACAAGAUCAUCAAGACACUCGGCGAGGGCUCCUUCGGAAAGGUCAAGCUGGCUAUUCAUAAUGGCACCGGCCAACAGGUCGCGCUCAAGAUCAUCGCCAGAAAGAAGCUCAUCAGCAGAGACAUGGCUGGUCGCGUCGAGCGCGAGAUCGAAUAUCUGCAGCUCCUGCGACACCCUCAUAUUAUCAAGUUAUAUACUGUGAUCAAGACACCAAAUGAGAUCAUCAUGGUCCUCGAAUACGCCGGCGGCGAGCUCUUCGACUACAUCGUACAGAAUGGGCGCAUGAAGGAACCCGAGGCUCGCCGAUUCUUCCAACAGAUGCUCUGCGCCGUCGAGUACUGCCAUCGCCACAAAAUCGUUCACCGAGACUUGAAACCUGAGAACCUAUUGCUGGAUGACAACCUGAACGUCAAGAUUGCCGACUUUGGGCUGAGUAACAUCAUGACGGACGGAAACUUUCUCAAGACAAGUUGCGGAAGUCCCAACUAUGCCGCUCCAGAAGUGAUUGGCGGGAAGCUUUACGCUGGCCCCGAGGUAGAUGUGUGGAGUUGUGGCGUGAUCCUCUAUGUCUUGCUGGUGGGCAGGUUGCCGUUCGACGACGAGCACAUCCCCAGCUUGUUUGCCAAGAUCGCCCGCGGUACCUACAGCAUUCCCCAGUGGAUGAACGCUGGCGCCGCGACCUUGAUCAAGAAGAUGCUAGUCGUAAACCCCGUGCAACGUGCCACCAUCGAGGACAUCCGACAGGACCCUUGGUUCAUGACCGACUUGCCGCCAUACCUUGCACCCCCUGUGGAGGAGUUCUACAAUACGGGCGUGGAUCCUAACAAGGCCAUCCAGAAGAGCGACAUCGCCCCCAACGCUCCUCCCAAAGUCCAAGAGAAGCUUCACAAUGAGGUCACGGAGAAGAUCAGUAAGACCAUGGGUUAUGGAAAGAAGGAUGUCGAGGAGGCCCUGCAAGCCGCGGAGCCCUCGGCUAUCAAGGACGCCUACAUGAUUGUUCGUGAGAAUAAGCUCAUGCAGGUGAAUGAGGCUAUGUCAUCACUUUCCGUCGAUCAGGACUCAAAUAGCCCGCUUCCAAGCGCAUCGUCAGCGAGGUCUGGUGCAUCCGGCGUCAGUGUACAGCGGCCGUACAUCAGCAAGAUCGGUAUCCUACCCAGCAGUUUGCCAACCUAUCAUAAGGAGUAUAUAGAGCGUGCGAAGGCAGGCAUCGUGGACCACCCGACUCCUACGAUUGUGGUCGACGAGCCCUCCGCGUCUCGCACAGACGCCGAGAGGGAAGAGACUGCCCGCCACCUGAAGCCUCAUUCUCGAAGCCAAGUCCGGCUCGACGACUCCAAGACACGGCCACAGAGCAUGACUCCGGUGACUACAACUAAGAAGACAAAACCGGUCCGGUGGCAGUUUGGUAUUCGAUCUCGCAACGCCCCUUGGGAAGCUCUCCUCUGUAUCCACAAAGCGCUUAACAAGCUGGGGGCGACCUACGUCCCAGACGAGGACUACGAAAAGAUGCAUGGCUCGGAGGCAGACCAGCCUAGCAACGAGGGCAGCUUUGUUGACGACUAUGCAUCCCAGGGGGCCAACGACUCAACGGCAAGCAUCGACCCUCUCAAGAGGUACAAGCUUCCAGCCGACCCGUGGCAUAUCAAUGUUCGAUGGGAAACAUCAACAUUGCACAAGACAUCGACUACUCCUACCGAGGGAUCCAAGACUCCAGACAGCUACCAUGUCGUUGGAGACGACAAUGUCAAGCGGGACUUUGUGGCGUUGCACUUGGACAUUCAGAUUUACGAGAUGGAACACGGGGUCUACCUUGUGGACUUCAAGUGCUCUGGGUACGAGACAGCUGAUAGGAGGCUGCUCGAGGAGAAGGACGUCACAAGCCCCUUCCCGUUCCUGGACAUGGCGGCCAGGCUGAUCAUGCAAUUAGCCGAGGCGGACUGA